Messenger RNA from Sinocyclocheilus rhinocerous, 1600 nucleotides. Its product is annotated as voltage-dependent calcium channel gamma-6 subunit-like. Gene Ontology annotation, biological process: regulation of calcium ion transmembrane transport via high voltage-gated calcium channel. Gene Ontology annotation, molecular function: calcium channel regulator activity. The coding region runs from base 489 to 1322 and encodes 277 amino acids. The transcript is spliced from 5 exons. Gene Ontology annotation, cellular component: L-type voltage-gated calcium channel complex; membrane. NCBI's taxonomy places the organism in Eukaryota, Metazoa, Chordata, Actinopteri, Cypriniformes, Cyprinidae. The record is from RefSeq and is a predicted model, not a curated record.
UCUCACAGAAACCCCCUACACGUAUUCGACACUCGACAGGUCAGCUGCUUCUUUGUGCUCUUGUGAUCCACUGUAAAAGUACCUGCUUUGUCAGCACUGUUAAGAGUAACCAACCUGACCAACCCCUGACUUCAUCAUCUCAUCAUUCACAUCUUCAAGCUGUAUUAGCAUUCAGUGUCAACACUCUUUGUAUGAAUGGGCAAUGCCUUUCCCUGUCCUACAGCUCCCAGCAUCCUUCAGCUGGCCUUAACACCUCCAUUAUUAACAUCCUCAACCGCAUCUUCUUCUGACGAAGCCUACAUUAGAAACACAGACUGGCCCAGAUUAAUCACGCUGGAUCAAUCUAACUCAGACUUCUCCAGCACUAACUGUCUUUGUUUGCCCUCCCAUCUGAUUAUUUUGACCUCAAACAUCUAAGAAGACUUAAAUGUCCUUUCAAAAUAAGCCUCUCAUUAAUUUGUCUGGAUCUCUGAAGCUACAAAUCAAUCAUGUGGUCCACGUUCAUCGUGCAGGAUGAAGAGGUAAGGACGGUGAAUCCAUCGGCUGGGGUGCACCAACCUUCCGGUGGGCUGGAAGGGUUUUUGGGAUCACGAGGCGGUGGACGUAAACGCCGAAACAGAACGCACUCCAGUUCUGGAGUUGGAGUUAGUGAAAGCCAAGAGGGCAAAAUCAAGUUGACUUUGUUCAUGGCUGUAACCGGCAUCAUGCUUACUGUGCUCGGGGUGGGAACAGAGUUCUGGGUGGAGCUUAAACCAUCCAAGAGCUUCUACAACAAUCAGACUUGUCUGGUGGCACAUUAUGGCUUAUGGAAAUGCUGUACCAAGACAUUCUGGGUAUCAGAUAUGGACCCAAAGCAGGAGAUCUGUGGGCCUUUGCACUUACAUGAAGAAUCCAAUUGCACCUUCUUUAAGUUCUACACCACUGGAGAGAACAUUGUCCUAUUUCAGAAAACGCCAGAAAAGGAUCUGACAGUAGCGUCAGCCAUGUUUGCUAUCAUGAGUCUUUUCCUGAUGGUGAUGGGAGCUAUCUGCGUUAUCAUGGCAGUAAGCAAAGGUGUUCAGUUCUUCUUGAAGCCAGCCGCAGUUUGCUUCAUACUGUCAGGUGUCUUAAUCUUCCUCUGCCUCAUGGUUUUCCACCAAUCAGUGCUGUCUUUCUUAGCAAGUGACCAAUCCAUACCUCUACAUCAUGAAAUGUCAUGGUCAGUGACGUGUGUGGGCUGUGCUGGGGCUCUGGUCAUUGUCGCCGGGGUCUUGUUCUUGGUCCUUGCUCUUCCAUACAGUCCUUGGGAAAAGUGCUUACCUAAGAAAAACAGUGACAUCUAGUGGUGUGGGGGCUGAAGUGCACUUCUCAUUCAGAUUUGCACGGAAUCCUCUUGAUAAAGUGGAACAGACAACAACAGUACAUCCUGGUGAAUCUGGGUAUAUAUAUAAAACCAAUGGUUGGCAAUAUGAUUAUACUGUGCAAAAGUUGGCACUAGAGAGGAUGCUGUUGGGAAUGUAACAGGAAGUGGGCCAGACAUUUUGGUAGAGUACAUGUAUCAUUAGGAUGGAAUGCCUAAAAUAAUAAGCUCAUAACUUUAACAUAAUAGCACUUUUUUGGG